Striga hermonthica is the source of this 786-nucleotide messenger RNA. The record is from the annotation of a GenBank genome assembly. NCBI's taxonomy places the organism in Eukaryota, Viridiplantae, Streptophyta, Magnoliopsida, Lamiales, Orobanchaceae.
AUGGGGUGCUGCAGCAGCAAGAGCGUCGAUUCCGAUGGGACCCGCCUCGCACGGUGGCGCUCCACCGGCAUUGUGGCGUUGCGCGACUCUAAACUAAAGAGAUUUCCGGAUGAAGUUCUUGAUUUAGAAAGAUCAGUCCGCACUGUUGAUUUCACUCACAACAAAAUAGUUGAUAUCCCAAUGGAAAUAAGCAAAUUGAUUAACCUGCAGAGGCUGAUAUUAGCUGAUAAUCAUAUCGAGCGUCUUCCAAUGAACUUGGGGAAGCUUCAGUCUUUAAAAGUUUUGACACUUGAUGGAAAUCGAGUUAGCACAUUGCCUGGUGAAGUGGGUCAACUGGUGAAACUGGAGAGGCUUUCAAUAUCUAGAAAUUUGUUACAAGAUUUGCCUGAUACUAUCGGGAGCUUGCGUAAUUUAGUGAUAUUAAAUGUGUCGAACAACAAGAUAAAGUUUCUUCCCGAAUCGAUUGGUAGUUGCUUUUCUCUGGAGGAAAUUCAAGCUGAUGACAAUUUUAUGGAAGAGCUUCCAUCUUCGGUGUGCAAUCUUGUUCAUCUAAAAUCGCUCAGCUUGAACAAUAGCAACAUGAAGCAGAUACCUCCAAACUUACUGAAAGACUGCAAAAGUCUACAGAACAUAUCCCUGCAUGGCAACCCCAUCUCGAUGGAUUAUUUUCAAAAGAUGGAAGGAUUUCAAGAUUUUGAAGGCAGGAGGAGAAGGAAGUUUGACAAGCAGAUUGACUCAAAUGUUAUGCUCAAUUCCAAAGGCCUUGAUGAGGGUGUUGAUCUGUGA